Molecule: messenger RNA, 1899 nt
Organism: Neolamprologus brichardi
Lineage: Eukaryota; Metazoa; Chordata; Actinopteri; Cichliformes; Cichlidae
Gene: gpr137ba
Product: G protein-coupled receptor 137Ba
Biological process (GO): negative regulation of bone resorption; regulation of autophagy; negative regulation of osteoclast differentiation
Cellular component (GO): lysosomal membrane
Source: RefSeq, a predicted model, not a curated record
UGGGGGCGCUGGAGGAGGCUGGUCCUCUCUCGGAGCUCCUGCUUGCAACUCUGAGCGGCUUCCUGCUCUCUCUCCUGACAAACGGCUCAUUCUCAUCGCUGAUCAUGUGCUUCGCUCUCCGGCUCGGCUGCAGGAAGUUGGACUUGCUGCGUUUCUUCCCUCCUCGCUCGUCUUGACAGCCUUGUUUUCUCCUCCCCCUUUCUCCUGUUUUCCCUCUGGCUUCCAUCUCUCUCUUCAGCCGGGCGUGAGAGAGAGACAAGAGCCGACAAGCUGGCUCUGUGAAGCCGCAGGAGCUGGCGGUGAUCACCUUCUCACCCCGGACACAGAGAGCAGGUCAUGGAGGCUCUGGCGAAGGAGAAGGGGCUCUGGGCGUCGGACGACUCGCAGCCCCUGCCUACUUUGAGCCCAGCCGUGCCACCCUACGUCACUUUGGGCCUGACGGUGGUCUACACCGUCUUUUACUCCCUCCUCUUCAUCUUCAUCUACAUCCAGCUCUGGCUGGUCCUGCGGUACCGACACAAGCGCUUCAGCUACCAGACCGUGUUCCUGUUUCUGUGCCUGCUGUGGUCGGCGCUGCGCACCGUGCUUUUCUCCUUCUACUUCAAGAACUUUGUCACGGCCAACACUCUGGGACCCUUUCCCUUCUGGCUGCUCUAUUGCUUCCCCGUUUGCCUGCAGUUCUUCACACUCUGCCUCAUGAACCUGUACUUUGCGCAGGUUAUUUUUAAGGCAAAGUCCAAAUAUGCACCGGAGCUUUUGAAGUACAGGCUGCCACUGUAUCUCACCUUCCUGUUUAUCAGCCUGGUGUUUUUAGUUGUCAAUUUGGUGUGCGCCCUGCUGGUGAGGAUGUCCUCUGCAGAAGCCCACACCAUCGUGCUGGUGAGGGUCGCGAUCAACGACACGCUCUUCGUCCUGUGCGCCAUCUCGCUGGCCUUGUGUCUUUACAAGAUCGCCAAGAUGUCGCUGGCCAACAUUUACCUGGAGUCCAAGGGGACAUCAGUGUGCCAGGUGACGAUUAUAGGAGCCAUCGUCAUCCUUCUGUACACAUCCAGGGCCUGCUACAAUCUGGUGGUGUUGGCGCUCUCAAACAAGAGUAUUAACUCCUUUGACUAUGACUGGUACAACGUUUCAGACCAGGCAGACCUACAGUCCACUCUGGGCGACACCGGCUACAUCGUCUUCGGAGUGAUCUUGUUCGUGUGGGAGCUGCUCCCCACAUCUCUUGUAGUUUUCUUCUUCAGAGUUCGACAGCCUAAACUGGACAGGAGCGGCACUGGGCUUCCUGGUCACGUCUUCUCCUCUAGGGCCUAUUUCUUUGACAACCCGCGGCGUUACGACAGUGACGAUGACCUAGCGUGGAGCGUAAUGCCUCAAAACAUCCAAGCCAGUCUCGCCGCUGACAGUUAUGAGUGGGGGAGCCAAAGCGGCGGCAUCGGCGCCUACAUCGGCGAUGACAGUUACAACUUCACUCCUCCAGAGGAGCUCAGCCACUACUGACAGGAGGCCAUGAUGACUUCCUCGGACCUGUGGCUUUUUUUUUUAUUAUAAAUUGUAAAGUUUUGCACACUGACUGACCGACCAAGGCACACUGGGAUCAAAGUGCCCUUCAGACUUCAAACAUCCAAUUUUCUAUUUUGUCUAAAGAACUAAUAGACUUUUGUUGCCAGUAUGUAUACAGACCCAGUAAAGGGACGUGAUUUUGCACACUCUUUGUAUAAAGCCUGAUCUGCUUGUAAAGGUUUAUAUUGAAUAUUACUUAAUAUAUAUCCUGAUCUCUGUAAUAUGUACUGUAUUUCUGUUUUAUGUAACAUCUAUGAACAAGUUUCCUUUUUUCCAUACAGAUUUGUUUAUAUAGAGAAGAUAUUCAUUUAGUUCAUAUUAAAAAAACAAAAAAGAAAA